AUGUUGGGAAAGAAAGGUACUAUUCCAUUCAGAAAAAAAGACUGAAAUAUGCCUAGAAGCAUUGCAGCUCAUAACAAGUCGACCGUCGGUGAGAACGGUUGUGCAUUCUUUCACCCUGGAGCAUAAAAAUGUGACGAAAAAUCGCCGGUGAUAAAUAAUAAAAGUGAAACAAGUGUUAGUCCAUACGACUCGUGAUUGUUGACGUAUGAUCAUCGAUAAAAUGUUGCAUACGUGUUGUUCAUCACUCGUAUCGACCAUCAUUGUAAAUAAACCGUCGAUUAGGUGACUGAUUACUCAUUAAUCACGAAUAUUGAGAAACGAAUAGGUAUGUUUGCUGAUGGAUACUCUGGUCAAUUGAGAAUCCAAAGAUGAAUUUAAUUAUAUAUAGCGGAAUUGGCGGCUUUGUGAUUCUUCUCGUAGCAUUAUUCGGCCUAGGAACAAUUAUCAAACUUAUUUUAUGCCUCAUCGUUUUAAUCUUAGGAACACUGAUUUGUAUAUAUAGAAAAUAUGCGCCGACUCUCGAGAAGACUAUCAAACUCAACCAAGAAAACUUAUUCAAGAAGACUGAAAAACUACAACGGACUAUCAAAGACCUCUCGAAAUCCAAGGUGACGUUUACCCUGGACAAGCGCGUCACCGGCAGUCCGAUAAUCGACGAAUCACUGCAGGAGAUUCUGGAUUUUGUCCUCCGGGACUACGUAGAGCCGUGGUACAGCGUUUUAACCAACGACGAGGAGUUUCCCUGUUCGGUUCGCGACACAGCCCAGAAGAUAGCCAUAAACAUUGCGAAUCGGGUGAAGGAUGUGGACUGGAUUCCAUACUUGACGACUCGUCUCGUUGACGACGCAGCUUCGCACAUGCGUCUGUACCGUCAAGCUCGUGCCAAAAUGAAAGCAAACUCGAAGACCCCGAAGACGAGUUGCUCCAGCAACUCUGGUGGCACCCCGAAACGCUCCCCAAGUCGUCACCGGCGAAACAAAAGCGAGACAGACAUCGCCUGGUACUCGCAGUCAAAAUUCUACAUUCCAAAUUUAACAUCCUUGACGGAACCCAUCGACUGUAGGAACGAUGAGAACGACUUAGAGAACAUCUUCUUCGAUCUGGAAGUCCAGAUGGAGAACAACUUGAUAAGUCGUGACCUCGUGUGCACAAACGAGGAGCAGGAGUUGUCCUUCCUGCGAGAGCUGUCGGAGAUUCUUCUUUAUUUAGUCCUCCCUAAAACCGAUUUCGACUGUUUGACUGUCAGAUUUAUCCUACGCGAGCUCCUGGUGAACGCAAUUAUCAUCCCUUUGCUGAAUCUCUUCUCCGAUCCAGAUUACAUAAACCAAGCGUGCAUCUGGCUUUGUACUAAAGAUUCAACUCUCCCAACUGACGUUUUUCUCACAGUUGUGAGAAUAACAGACAGCUUAGAAGAGCUCACGGCCAUAAAGAACAUCGUCUCCACGGAGAUUGCACACUUGAGAUCUAAAGACUCCGGUGGAGAUGAUGAUCUGACAGUGAAACAGCAACUCAACAGUCUUCUGUACGUCAAGAAGAUCCUGGAGACGAGGAUAAUUAGCAUGCAGGACGGUCUCGAUGCAGAGACAUCUCUCGGUAUUCCACCAGAUUGGAAUCGACUUCUCGUACCAGGUCACAAACCCGUCAAUCUACCUCUUGAUGAAUUACUUAAAAAUAACAUCGCUCUGAGCUAUUUCAUAGACUACAUGACGAGCAUCAACGCCGAGGCCUACCUCUACUUCUACUUAAACAUUUAUGGAUGGAGGGUAUCUGCUGAGCAGCAGAUCUCAGACAUCGAACUGCAAAAGCUGCCGUCCAAUCAGUCGAGUCAAUUUCGAAGGAAGAAUAUCAAUUUGGAGAAUCUCAAAGAAGCAGCGAUGAAGAUUCAUCAGCAGUAUCUCGGAGAAAAAGCAGUGACUAGACUGCACCUCGAUGAUAACCUCGUGAAAAAUCUUCUCAUGAGAAUUAAAAUUGAGACAGUCAAAGAGACUUGGUUUGACGAACUGCAGAAUUGCUGUUACGAGAAACUGAAGAACGAGGACAGAUUUCUCCCUUCGUUCAAACGAUCUUUGUCAUACAUAAAAUUAUUAGCAGAGUUAGAUCUGUUGAAGGAGGAGGACAGCAAGUCCCUGGAUGGCAUCAGCCUGUCGAGUAUUAAUAACGAGAUAGAUUCGAUGGAGGAAUUAUCUGGAAACGACCAGAUCAAGUACUCAUUUUGCGAGAGUAGCAAGUCAAAUUCCAAUUCAUCGGCGAGUUUGACAAGCAUGGAGAGGGAAGCUGGUGGAUUUGAUGGUGAUGAAGCUAAUGAGGGGGCAGCGUCAUUCUUUCUGGAAGGCCAGGCAGAGCAGAUAAUUAAGCUAGAUGAUGCGGCUUGUGAUCAGAAUGCUAUAAAAAAACUGCAGCAGGGGAGAUUUGAGAUUACCGCUGAGAUCAUUGAGACUGGAGUAGUGAAUGACAGGGGAAAGACUUAUGGCAUCUAUGCUGUUGCCGUUUCAAAAAUCUAUGACUCUGGGUACAAAGAGAAGUGGCACAUCUACAGGAGGUACUCCGACUUUCAUGAUCUACAUCAGAAAAUCAAAGAGAAAUACUACGAUCUGGCGAAAUUGCCUUUUCCUGCUAAGAAGGCUUUUCAUAAUAUGGAGAGGACGCUCUUGGAAAGGAGGAUGGCGAUGCUCAAUGCGUGGCUCUGUAGACUCACAAAACCGAGCAUCACGGAUGGUCAUAUGGGGCUCCAGAAUUUAUUGCUUGCUUUCCUGGAACAAGGGGAGUAUGACAAGGGCGUCACUGGGGGUCACAUCUCCAGGACCAUUGAUACACUGGUGAAUCCUUUGAAGACCUCCAUGAAGAGUGUCACUCAGGCUGUUAAGACCAUGCCUGAUAAUAUGCUCAGUACGGUGGAUGGGGUUAUGGAUAAUAUCAGCAAAUUCUUUGGAAAUCCCAGGAAGAAUAGCAUGUUUUAUGAGAGUGUCAAGGUUGGAGCUGGAAUCGACACUGAGACAGACGACAAUAUACCUCUGAGGAUAAUUCUCCUCUUGAUGGACGAGGUAUUCGAUCUGAAAGUUAGAAAUCAGUGGCUGAGGCGAAGAAUUGUCACACUCUUGAGGCAAAUUAUUCGAACAAUGUUCGGGGAUAUUGUGAAUAGAAGAAUCGUUGAAUAUGUUUCAGUCUUGACGAGCCCCAAAAAUGUUGCUACUUACUUAAAGUUAUUCAAGCAAAGCCAAUGGCCAAAUGGUGGUAGAGCAGAGGCAAGACCUCCACGUGACACCGAGACAAAAAAUCGUACCCGAGUUGCAGCUAAAAUUGCCCUCCUCUCGUGUCUGUCCGACGAAUUGAAACAUAUCAUUGGUAGUGAAACAACAAGAUGCGGAUUAUUACGUGUAUUUGAGUUAUUUCAACGUCCAGUACUCAACAGAAGACUGCUCUAUGUUCUACUAGAAGGUAUUAUCGAAAAUCUGUUUCCCCAGAACGACUUAGUUACUCUCAUCAAGAAAUUGUACUCUGUAUCGCCGAGGGUCAAGAGUAAAAAGAUGACUUCUUGACAGACAUUUUAUCACCGAUAAAAAACAUCUAGAGAUAAUUCUCAAAUUAAUCAUUGCAAUAAUGGCUAAUUCUUCAUUCUAUUCUUAAUUCUAAAUUGAAAAAAAAAUAUGGAAUCUCAUGGCAACUUAUUCAGAAAAUUAAAUUGAUAAAUUCAAAACACCGAGCCCCUGGGAAAAAUCCAAGUAGCUAAAUUAAAAUUUCUAUUUUCAAUUGUAAAUCUUUAGGAGUGCAUUUGACUAUUUCUGGAAUGAAAGCUCUAUAUUUGGGGCAACUAAAAUGAUAAAUGAAUAUUGAGGGAACAAAAUGAUAUUUCAAAACGCUUUUUACAUUACGAUCUUACGUAAUUACUAUCGGCAGCUUUCGUGAAAAUUGUCAAUCAGUGAAUGAUAAUCGUGGCCAAAAAUAUUAUAUAGAUCUAAGAUUAAUUUAAUUGCCUAUAGACUCGUGACGUCAAACGAGAAUUCAAAAACGUGACAAAAUCAUGUUUAAGCAUUCCAUUGCGAAUUUAUUCACUAUCUCAAUUGAGUUAUAUUUUCUAUAUCUUUUACUUGUAAAAAUCAUUUAUUUCGAUUCAAAUUUUAUUCAGCACUUUUGGAUGUAUUCAUUUAUUAGUAGACUUUUCAAUAUCCUCUAAUAGGUGAAUUACGAAUUUGACAGCAUGUCGAUUCCAAGAGUAAAGGAAGACGAGUGUACGGGUUUGCACGACUGACUUUCUUUUCCUUUUAAGUACUUGAUAAUUACAGAGUCAGAAUUGACUCAAAAACUAUUGAAUUGUGCAUCAAUGUCGUGUAUAAAAUGUUACAGCUUAUAUAAACUGUUUACAUAAAAAAAUAAAUGAAAAAAAAAAUCUUUAUACAACAUGAA
Fopius arisanus is the source of this 4401-nucleotide messenger RNA. Its product is annotated as sorting nexin-13. The coding region runs from base 369 to 3536 and encodes 1055 amino acids. Gene Ontology annotation, molecular function: phosphatidylinositol binding. The record is from RefSeq and is a predicted model, not a curated record. The transcript has 6 exons. Gene Ontology annotation, cellular component: early endosome. Lineage: Eukaryota; Metazoa; Arthropoda; Insecta; Hymenoptera; Braconidae.